ACCACAUUGCCGUCGUUAUUUUGACUCGACGCUUUUCGAAGACGGACUGCCCUGUUCCUCACAUCCACGAGAUAAGAGGUUUCUCACUACAGCCGACGCAACCCCGGUAGUUACGAAUACCUGCAACGUCCUGCAAAAAGAGGCCGUCGCGCUUCCAUCAACACCACGAUGAGUUACGGAUAUGGAGCUGGUCAGAACCCCUUUGAUCAACGGGAUCCUCCGCCCUCUAGCGGCUAUGGCGGUCCCCCAAGCUACAGUGCACCAUUUGGUGGUGGAAAUGACUACGGUCCAUAUGGUGGAUCGAACGUCGAGAUGGCACCCCUGGCACAGAACGCUGGUCGUUUUGGGCAGGGCGAUCCCAACGCCAUCCUAAACGAAUGCCGCUCCAUUGACCAGGGCAUCGACGAGGUCGAGCAGAACCUCGGCCAACUACGCAUGCUCCAAGAUCGCGCUCUCGCCGAUGCCGACACCUCAGCUUCCAGUUCCACCAAGCGCCAACUCGAUGCCCUCGGCUCCCAGACCAUGACCAUGUACCGCAGUCUUGUUGAACGCGUACGCACCGUCAAGUCCAACCCGGACGCCCACAGCGCCAAGAACAGCCCGCAGGUCGGCCGCGUCGACCGCCGCCUGAAGCAAGUCAUCCAGCAGUACCAGCAGAUCGAGGCUGGCUUCCGCAAGAAGAACCAGGACCAGAUGGCUCGCCAGUACCGCAUCGUGCGUCCCGACGCCGACGAGAACGAGGUCCGCCAGGCCGUCGAAGACCCCAAUGGCGGCGCCGUCUUCAGCCAGGCUCUCAUGCAGAGCAGUCGCCAGGGCCGCGCUCGCGCCGCCCUCACCGCCGUCCAGGACCGUCACGCCGAGAUUCAGCGCAUCGAACAACAAAUGGUCGAGCUGGCUCAGAUGUUCCAGGACAUGGACACAUUAGUCGUCCAGCAGCAAGCAGCCGUGGCCCAGAUCGAGGCCAAGGGCGAGGAGGUCGCCGAGAACCUGGACAAGGGUAACCAGGAAAUCAGCGUCGCCGUCAAUACCGCAAGGUCCACGCGCAAGAAGAAGUGGUGGUGCCUGGCUAUCUGCGUCCUCAUUCUUGUUAUCAUCGCUGUCGUGGUGGUCGUCUACUUCGUCGUCAACAACAACAACAACAACGGCGGUGGUGGUGGUGGUGGCAACAAUGCAAAGCGCAGCAUCGACCUCGCCGCCCUGCCUAUCGUCGACACCGUUCCAGUGGAUACGGGCAACAUCAUGCCUCAUAUCUUCAAAGACAAGAUGGUACGGCCAGGCCCAGAUUGGCAACCAGGCGCCAAUGCGGCACGCGAUGCCGCCGCCGUGAGAUUUGCCCGCAGGUUGAAUAGGGCGCCCUUGAGGUUUUGAGUCGAGCAAUCACCAAUACUAGACUACAUGGAUGUCAAUCCCAAGCGAAUCCCAUCCAACUACCUACCUACCUAUUCAGCUCGCUGUCCGCUGGUAUACAACGCACCAUCAUUACAUCCUACACUGCUCAUCUCAUCUUUGGGCUCAGCUGGAUUCAAGUCUUUUCGCGGAGGGAAUAUUUUUGACUUGCUCAAGGCGUUUGUUCCUCUCGAUAU
Molecule: messenger RNA, 1583 nt
Organism: Sodiomyces alkalinus F11
Lineage: Eukaryota; Fungi; Ascomycota; Sordariomycetes; Glomerellales; Plectosphaerellaceae
Product: SSO2 protein
Exons: 5
Coding region: 169-1368 (399 amino acids)
Biological process (GO): exocytosis; vesicle fusion; intracellular protein transport
Cellular component (GO): endomembrane system; plasma membrane; SNARE complex
Molecular function (GO): SNAP receptor activity; SNARE binding
Source: RefSeq, a predicted model, not a curated record